UUACAGCAUGGCUGCGCUCAGUGUUACGAGGUGUUUAGUACGGUCUUACUUUUGCGUUAAAUCCGCUCAUAAAAAUGUGCAAACUUGUUUGCAGACAACUACACGAGUCUUCAGUGUGUCAGCAUCACGCAGUAGCUCUGAGAGUGUACUGAAAGCUCAGUUCACAGAUAAAGAGGUUCAAGAUAUUCUGACCAAAAUCACUGGUCUCAACCUGGAUAAAGUAUUUCGACCCUUAAUCCAGCAGCUAACACCACCUAAAUACAAGCUUUUGACAGACACUGAAUUAGAGGAGGCAGUUCAUAAGGCAGAGGAACAAGCAAAACAUUUGCUGGAAAUGCCACCCAUUCUGCCAGAGAGGAAGCCUAUAGACGAUGUCCUGGCUGAAGAUCAAAUGCUGGAGGGCAUGGACACUGCUAAAUAUGUCUUCACUGACAUAAACUUUAACAUCCCACAUAGAGAAAGGUUCAUAGUUGUGAGAGAGCCCAGUGGAACUCUGAGGAAAGCAUCAUGGAAUGAAAGAGAUAGGAUAAUCCAAAUUUAUUUUCCUAAAGAGGGUCGCAAGGUCACAGCACCACCUGUCUUUAAAGAAGAAAACCUCAGGGUGGUUUUUGAACAGGAAAGACAUGAGGAUGUGCUGAACCAUUGUGUUGUCCAAUUUGAGCCAGACUCUGCAGAAUUUAACAAAGUGUUUAUACUGACCUAUGAAGACAUUGAAAAGCAUGGCAAAUACGAUCUACUCAGAUCCACACGGUUCUUUGGUGGUUUGGCCUGGCAUAUGGUUAAUGAACGCCGAAUUGAUGGCCUUCUUGUGGAUAUGUUGCAGCGAGACCUAAUGCAGGAUGCGGUGAAGUUGGUGCGUCUUUUUAAUUUAGUACAUCCUCAGAGUGAGUCUGCGCAGCAUGCUCAAGGACAACAAGCCGCUGACCUGGACCUUCUAAAGAUCUAUGCCCAGUAUGAGUCAAGUAGAGCUGGAUUCAUUGAGCUGGCUGUGCAGACCUAUGAGCAGACUAAAGCACUGGGCUCUAUUUGAAUGCAUCAAAAAGAGUGUUAAAUGG
Messenger RNA from Danio aesculapii, 1055 nucleotides. RefSeq names its product mitochondrial ribosomal protein S22 (gene mrps22). The transcript has 8 exons. Gene Ontology annotation, cellular component: mitochondrial small ribosomal subunit. The record is from RefSeq and is a predicted model, not a curated record. The coding region runs from base 8 to 1030 and encodes 340 amino acids. NCBI's taxonomy places the organism in Eukaryota, Metazoa, Chordata, Actinopteri, Cypriniformes, Danionidae. Gene Ontology annotation, molecular function: structural constituent of ribosome.